AUUAAGCCGUGUCCACACUAUGCCGCGGUUGGCUUUUGGCAAUGCCGCGUUGGCAAAGCCAAUGCAAUGUAGACGUGGUCGUUGGCAUAUGCCGCUGAGCCAAUGGUUUGCCAACGAAAAUCGCUCUAGUGUCGGUCUCCAUCAAAGGAAGCCGGUGAGAGCCGGUAGUGGGGACGAGCCAACCGUUGGCUUCACGCGGCAUGCACGUGGUUCAGUUGUGGCUGAGACAGUGCCGAGUACAGUCAUGGAGUGGACGAACGAUAAAGUGUGUCAACUUAUUGAGCUCUACCGUGAUAAACCUGUUCUGUGGGACUGUCGCUUGAAAGGGUACAAAGACAGAAACAAGAAACAAGAUGCUCUUCAAGAAAUAGCAGAUGUUUUUGGUGUUGACAAAGCAGUAGUGGAAAAGAAAAUUAAAAACCUAGUGUGCCAUUUUUUACGUGAAAUAAAAAAGGAGAGAGACUUAAGUAAGUCUGGUGCGGGAAAUUCUGAUGUGUACAAGAGUAAAUGGUUUUGCUAUAACAACAUGCUAUUUCUCCAGGAUCGAAAUACACCUAACGAAACGACGGACACAAUCACGCAGGACGAGCAUACAAAUAAAGAUGGAGAUACUGCAAACCAAUCGCAAACUGUCAACCAGGACCAAGUUGCUGGACCAAGUGGAGAAACGCCUCGAAAACGUGUAAGUUUGCCAAAGGAACAGUCUGAUCGGCCAGGCGGAGGCCCACAAAAGAAAAAAAAGACUACAGCUACAGAAGAAGCUCUGUCAAUUAUGAGAAGUAUCCAAGGUCGGCAUAAAGGUAUGGAUCAGUUCAAAUCUUUUGGAGAGCAAGUAGGACUGCGUAUUAAAGACCUCCCAUCAUCAAAUGCUCAGAAAAUUGCAAAACACCUUAUUAGUAAUAUUCUGUUUGAAGCAGAAAUGGGCAAGUACGACUAUGGCAACCCAAUCGGCGGAAGUUACUCACAGCCAUUCUACCCAACACCGAACUACGUACAACAACCGAUUUCUGUCCCGAUGCCACCAGCUUGUCCCAAUCCAAACCCAUGUAGUGAGCAGCUGUCUUUUCACGGAAUCACACAGGCAAACUCUCCAGAUUCAGUCAUAAGCUCCUCGCUAUCAACCCAUACGGACAAUGACUCUAUCGACAAUAUAUUGAUGCACCUGUAAUAAUAAUUUUACAAAUUUAAAUAAAAGAGAAUUUUACACCUCAUCUCUUCAAAAUUCAAAUUUGAGUUAAGACUUUUGUUCAUUUUUGUUAUUGUAAUUAACUUAAUACUCAUUUUAACUAAGUAAAUAAGGGUUUCAUUUGUAAUGGAGAGUGUUUUGUUCGGAACUUGAGACGCAUGUCUACCAAAUAAAGGUUUUUUCUAAUAUACAA
Messenger RNA from Homalodisca vitripennis (glassy-winged sharpshooter), 1379 nucleotides. RefSeq lists its product as uncharacterized. The record is from RefSeq and is a predicted model, not a curated record. The coding region runs from base 20 to 1168 and encodes 382 amino acids. The transcript has 2 exons. Lineage: Eukaryota; Metazoa; Arthropoda; Insecta; Hemiptera; Cicadellidae.